UUUAUUAUAUAUUCGAUGCCUUGGAACCAGGGCAGUUAACGUUUUAAUUUCGCGGCGAAUUUCCGGAAGGGAAAUCUCCGAGCGGGAGAGAAGAUACCCCCAACACAGCAGUCCGCUUAAGCUAAGGAGUACCACUUUUGCCUUAAAGGAAACAAAACAUAAUUUUAGAGCCGCUGCCUCCAUUCCUCCCUCCCCCGCCCCGCAAUCCCGGACUACAGGUACGACGGAUACAGUCGCGGACCCUUAUAGCGAAGGAAGGACCGAAGGCUCGGGAGGGCUUGUGCUGAGAGGUGGCUUCGCAGAGGAGGCUCUUUUAACCUUUAGUGAAGGAGGGGUCGUUUAAGGCCCCCCGCCGGGAUGUGGAGGGCCCCCCAAUCUUCGCAUAUUCUUCUCUCUCCCACUCUCCCUCUUUUUUUAAAGAAAAGAUGGCGGCUGAGAAAAAGACUGCUGUUAAAGCAGUCAUGAAGAAAUGCAAUAAAUUCCUUGUUGUUUUAUGAAAAUUUACAACUUUGUGAUAGAACUUUAUGAGUGGCUGGGUUCUGCGAUUGGCCAGAGCUGGUCAUGUGGACUGCUAACCGUGAACAUGAACUUUUUAUGAUUUCCCAUGUGGUUAUUCUACCAUUCUUUUGGCCGCUGUACCUUGGGUCGGAUCACUGUCCUCUGUAGGACUGUCGUCUCUUUUAACAUUUUUUUUUUUUUUACUUUCAUGUAUAAGCUCAAUAGGGCUAAAAAUAGAGGAGGAGCAGGGGAAGCGCGGGCACAAACACACACACACACACAGUCUCUCUCUCUCCCUCAUACACACACACUCGCAAACAUGCACGCACAUAUCUGGGACUAAGCUUAGAUUGCUAAUAUUAUUGAUCCCCUCCUACCCUUCCUUUCCCAAUUCUCUCUGUACUGACUCGGGUUCUCUGUCUAAUGAUGGAGGGGGAAAUGGAGACUCGGUACCGGAUGGAGGUUUUGGUCAUUUUUCAAAGAGGGAAGUUACUCCAUUUUCUGUACAAAAGGACGCGGCAAAGGAAAAAGCUCUCAGAAGUCGCAAUGGACGGCUAUCAGGUUGGGACAAUAUUUGUCAGCUUACAUAUAAAAGCAAACGCAAUUCUAUCUCCCCCCCUUCCUCCUCCUUCGCCUCCUCCUCCUCCUCCUCUUCAUCCUCCUCCUCCUCCCAAUCCAUAGAAGGAUGGGCGUCAAAAGGGAGAAAGAGACAGGCUGUUCUCUCUCAAGCCUAGAGGAGCCUGUUCAGUUCGGCCAGGAGCAAGCCCGGAAGUCGGACUGCUCACAGAGCAAGCACGUUUUCGGGGACAACGAGGAUCAAAAGUGCUCCACGCCAGUGUACCCUUGGAUGCAGAGGAUGAAUUCCUGCAAUAGUUCCUCCUUUGGGCCGAGUGGCAGGCGAGGGCGACAGACUUAUACGCGCUACCAGACUCUGGAGCUGGAGAAAGAAUUUCACUUUAACCGUUACCUGACCAGGCGCCGACGCAUCGAGAUCGCUCACGCCCUGUGUCUGACGGAGCGCCAGAUAAAAAUCUGGUUCCAGAACCGAAGGAUGAAAUGGAAAAAGGAAAACAAGCUUCUCAACUCCACUCAACUGAGCGCCGAGGAAGAAGAGGAGAAACCAACGGAAUGAAAGAGGGGGGGAGAGAGAGAGAGAGAGAGAGAGACCAAGCGAAUGAAUGAAUGAAUGAAUGAAUGGGAAAGAAAGCAAAAAUGCCAACAGUUGGGGAAGCUCCAGAAAUGGCAACCCCUCCCCACCCCCAAAAGGCACAACUGAGACACACAUUUUUGUAAAAUAACUGAGACUGUAUGGCGGUGUCUUCCUUUUGCACCCUCGCUUGCAUUCAGUAAUUUGUCGUAUCAUAAUCAAGUUUCUAGUCCAAUUUAUUUUCCCACCCUCUUUAUGCCCCCCUCCCUUUACCACAGAUGGGUUUGUGGUUGCGUUUUGUUUUGUUUGAUUUACCUUUGGGUGUCCUCCUUAGGAUUCUUGCUAACCCUUGUAUUUAAGUGGAGGUGCUGCAAUAUAUGUGUCAGGUUUUGGGCUUGUUGAUUGUCUAUUUUGUAAAACAGAAGUGUCAUGCACGAUUUUACUUAUUUGUUUGCUUUUUUAUAUAAAAUUAAGUUAAUCAAACACUAGGUUCUUUGUCAUUUAAGGGUUUUUGUUUUAAGCAAAAUUAUAUUAAAAAGGAACAAUUGCAACCUAAAAAGUAUGGUGG
This is a messenger RNA of Python bivittatus (Burmese python), 2213 nucleotides long. RefSeq names its product homeobox B6 (gene HOXB6). Gene Ontology annotation, cellular component: nucleus. NCBI's taxonomy places the organism in Eukaryota, Metazoa, Chordata, Lepidosauria, Squamata, Pythonidae. Gene Ontology annotation, molecular function: RNA polymerase II cis-regulatory region sequence-specific DNA binding; DNA-binding transcription factor activity, RNA polymerase II-specific. Gene Ontology annotation, biological process: anterior/posterior pattern specification; regulation of transcription by RNA polymerase II. The record is from RefSeq and is a predicted model, not a curated record.